AUGGCCCACGCUGGAUCUCCUCACGACUUUGACAGGAAGAACCUCGACAAGUUUUAUAUAUCGUCACCCAACAGCAAGUCGCCCCAGCGUACAAUGAAACGACGUCGUAGCAAUGGUGGUGGUGGUGCUUCUUCUCCUAAUGCUGUCUCAGCCAAACGUCAACAAAGCAGCAGUGUCCUCAAUGUCCUAGACGACGAUCCAUUCACCGAUCCAGAGAGCACAACAAAGAACAGCUCCAAUUUGCAGCAACAGGUGGCAUGUGCAAGAUCUCGUCUCUUGGGACGCUUAUCAGAAAAGUCGAGUCCUCCUCAUAUGCAUUGCCUUCAAGAUCAGUAUGCCAAGUUGUACGAUCUGCUGGAUCAGACCGUUUCCAAAGGUGAAAGCAACUCUUGUCUCUUGAUCGGCAACCGAGGUGUUGGCAAAACGAUGCUGGUACGACGUGCUCUGGAGGAUCUCGAUAAACAAUACAACCGUGGUAGCGAGGCAUCCAACUUUUGCGUUAUUCGACUCAACGGCCAAACAGAGACCACAGAUCGACUUGCUCUGAGUGAGAUUGCUAGGCAGCUCUUUCUUCAACAAAAGCAACCGGAUCAACAGCAGCAACAGAAUAGCCGUCAAUUUGCUUCAUUUGCAGAAUCCUUCGAUUAUCUAUUAUCAUUGAUCAAAGCGGGAGACAAGUCGACACUGCCGAUCAUUUUCAUCCUUGACGAAUUCGACCUUUUCGCACAACAACCAAAGCAAGCUUUACUUUACAACCUUUUCGAUGCAGCACAAAGUGCUCAAAGCCCAAUGGCUGUUAUUGGUUUGACAUGCAGACUGGAUGCAUUAUCAUUAUUGGAGAAGCGUGUCAAGUCGCGUUUUUCACAUCGUCAGAUCUACGUAUUUCCUCCAUCAACCUUUGGUGAAUUUAUAGAGUUGGCAAAGAGUCAAUUACGGUUACAGGUUGCACUUGGUGAUUAUGCAGCUUACAGCGUAUACGUCGAGAAAUUCAAUACAGCAUUGGAUGAUCUUUUCCAAAACCCAACCAUGAAUACGAUCUUAAGGCGCAUCUUUGACUUGACCAAGGAUAUCCGUUCAUUCUAUAAGCUCUGUUUUGAGCCUGUAUCCAAGUUGAGUCAAGAUAAUCCAUAUCUGCGAGUGGAGGAUUUCCAGGAAACUAGUGUCGCACAGCGUUCUGAUGCCAAAACGGAGAUCCUUAAAGGUGUGUCCAUGCUGGAGCUCGUUCUUAUUGUUUCAAUGAAGAAGCUUUUGGAAAAGGAUAUCACAACUUUCAACUUUGAAAUGGUAUAUGACGAAUACAAGGAUUUCAUGAAUCGAACGCAAGUGAGUGGUGGUGGAUUUGGCGUGAAAUUGUACAAGCGACCUGUUGCGCUCAAGGCAUUUGAAAACCUACAAGGGUUUGAGAUUGUAUGUCCAGUGGAAGAUAUUGCAAAGUGUCCAAAGGAAUAUCGAAUGGCACGAUUGAUGCUCGAGCAGCCGCAAGUAACGGAAGCCGUUCUCAAGUAUAAAAAUUGCCCAGCACCGAUCAAAAAGUGGGUCACCGGAUAA
Lichtheimia ornata is the source of this 1548-nucleotide messenger RNA. RefSeq lists its product as uncharacterized. Gene Ontology annotation, biological process: DNA replication; DNA replication initiation. Gene Ontology annotation, molecular function: ATP hydrolysis activity; DNA replication origin binding. Gene Ontology annotation, cellular component: nuclear origin of replication recognition complex; nucleus. The transcript has 7 exons. Lineage: Eukaryota; Fungi; Mucoromycota; Mucoromycetes; Mucorales; Lichtheimiaceae. The coding region runs from base 1 to 1548 and encodes 515 amino acids. The record is from RefSeq and is a predicted model, not a curated record.